UGAAACAGGAGAGGCACAGAGCAGCGAGGACGGAGGAGGAAAACUUCCACGGUUGAUUCGUGGAGGCUCCUCGGUGACUGGAAGAGACGAGAAGAUCUGGACUUUUGACAAGCGUUCAAGUCGAUUCUAUUUCAUUUGAAGGCAAUCACGUAGUAUUUUUUUUUCUUUGUUUUGUUCUUUUCAUCAGCACAUCUUGACGCAGGACACAUAUAUAAAAAAACCAAAAAACAACCUUCGGCAGCCUGUCGGGAUGUUGAGAUGAAGACAACGACUCCAAAAGGUCCUUGAUGAGGCUGUAGAAUGACUGCCCUGCGACUGGCGGGCCUGGCACCCUGACCUCCCUCUGCUGUGUCCAGUGCUGUGGCUCCCUCUGCUGUGUGACUAAGGAAGGCCAGGCGGUAUGGGGAACAUACUGGAGGAAGGGAUGAAUACCGUCAUCGUCAGCCACUACAACCACUCGGGGAAGUGGGAUCGGCCUCGCAGCAGCGGGGCCUGCAAGAUGGCCGUGCUGCUCUUCAUCUGCGUGCUGAUUGUCCUGGAGAACGUCACGGUGCUGCUCGCUCUCUGGAGGAACAAGCGCUUCCACAGCCGCAUGUAUUUCCUCAUUGGAAACCUGGCGCUGUCAGACCUGCUGGCUGGUGUGGCCUAUGUGGUGAACAUCUUCACCUCAGGACGCAACACCUUCUUCCUGACACCGGUGCAGUGGCUGGCCAGAGAAGGGAGCAUGUUUGUGGCCCUCAGUGCCUCCACGUUCAGCCUUCUGGCCAUUGGGAUCGAGAGGCACAUGACCAUGGUGCGCCUGCGCCCCUGCGAGACGGCGGGCCGAGGGAGGCUCCUGGGACUCCUGGCGGCCUGCUGGCUUGUGUCAGUGCUGCUCAGCGCCCUGCCCAGCCUGGGGUGGAACUGCCUGAACAAUCUGGCCUCUUGCUCCACAGUGCUGCCCCUCUACGCCAAGAGUUACGUGGCCUUCUGCAUCAGUGUCUUCAGUGCUCUGUUGGUGGCCAUCAUCAUCCUCUACAUCAGGAUCUACCGCCUGGUGACCUCCAGCGGUCGCAGGGUGAGCAGUCGGCCGUCGGAGCGCUCACUGGCCCUGCUGCGGACAGUGGUUAUUGUUCUCGGAGUGUUUGUCAUGUGCUGGGCCCCCCUCUUCCUCCUGCUGCUGCUGGACGUGGGUUGCAGCCCAGAUAAGUGCCCCGUGCUCUACCAGGUGGACUGGUUCAUCGCCUUGGCCGUGCUCAACUCUGCCCUCAAUCCUCUGAUAUACACUCUAUCCAGCAGGGAGAUGAGAGCCGCCUUCUUCAGGCUGCUGUGCUGCUGUCAGACCAGUAUGGAGCCCACUGGGUCUCCCGGGGUGGGCAACCUCCACCUGGGCACGGUGAUCCCCACAGUGGAGAACAGCAAAACCAGUUUGGGUGGAGGAGGGGGCAGUGGGGCUGGCAAGUCCACACUGAGUAGAGGAAAGGUUCCCGCACCAAUCAACUCUGAAAACAAGCAUGGAGAUCCCUCUGCCACUGCUGUGCCCCACCACUCGGGGCCUACAGACCUGCUCUCAGCUGUGUUGGUGAAGGCAGGGGCGCUGCCGCCGCUCAGCAAGUUCUGAGCGGAAGCACUUUAAUGAGGCCUCACAGUCUAAUAGAAGAGUAGAACUGACAAUCCUGCUAUCAGCCACUUUUGGUUCAUGCACUAUGACCAGUUUAACACGGAUAUGAAUCGUAAAAAUAUUCAUUUUGAACCAAAUAAUUCCAGGUUGUAGAUCAGGGUCUAAACAAAAUCGGUAAUGCCACUUUUUUACAACAAUUCAACAAUAUCAUUCACCCCACCUGAGUGAUUGAAACCGUGAAUUAACUACGAAAAUGAACAGGACAGUUUCGAGGACACGGAUCAAUCAUUUAAGUCUGUAUGUAAAAUUAGUUUUGGUAAUAUUCGUGGGCGUUGCCUGACCGGGGAAUUCGUGACUGUGGUUUCUUUAGCCCUGAAUUAUUCUCCACUUUCAGCGGUUUAUCAGUGUGAAACUGAAGGUCAGUAAAAAUAUGCCACUGUUGUAAUUUUUAAUGAACAGACGUAAGACAAAUCAUAGAGGAUUUACAAGAAAAUUUGUGGAACUACUCGGACAAUUCUUACUUUAGUCAGUGUGAGGAAAUAAAUGGAUUUACAUUUAUUUAUUUUUUAAUCCGGUAAAGGAGUUGACGUUGAAGCAAAAACAUCCUCUUGUGCUGAAUUAGCAAAAAGAGGUAUUUAAAUGUCUAUAUGAGUUACAAGUUACAAGAAGAUGCUAUGAGAUGAGCAUGCAGCCAAUUUAAAUUUUUUAAAUUUUUUUUAUUUCAUCUGUCUUACAAACAGCGAUAAGAGCCAAGGCAAGUUUUAUAACCAGUCCAUUUUUUUUAAAUGACCAUGAUGUCAUACAUCAACAGCUAAGUUACCACAGCUCCCAUUAAACAAAACUUCAGACCACUAGCUGAUGCUUAGUGUUCACUAAAAAAGUUGUCUCAUUCACAAAAGAUGUCAGAUUGAACAAUUUAGAUGCAUUGUGGUUAUAGCAAUAUUGUGGUUUAUUGAUAGAAAGGAUGAAAGUAGACAGAGAAAGUAGAAAAAACGCACAUUAUCUGAGUUGCAUGAUUCCAAACAGACUGUUGUUAGGACCUACUGCUUAUUAAAGUUGGGCUAACUAAGUAGAAUCGAUGCCUUGACAGAUACUGUGAAAAGGAAAUUACUUAAAAUGUCAUAUAACAAUAAACCAAUAAUAAUAUUGACACACAAUUACAUUACAUUACAUUUUAAGCAAUGUGUAACUCUCACAUGGGAUAAACAGAGGUAUUUUGAAAUAUCUACAUUUUUAAAAGUUUUGACGGGGAAGAAUCUUGUUAAUCUGAUCAACAGUCUGACAAACUCCCCUGGUAAUAUUUCAAACAAUAUCAGCGUAAUUAAAAUGAUCAGUGUUGUCUGUUUUCUUUUUUUCUCCUCUUCAAUUCAAAUUGGGGCACUUUUUUGUAUGUACUAUAUGCAAUUACUCUAACAACACCAGCAUUAUCAAUCACAGUUUGAUUUCUGAUAUUUAUUUUCUAUGAAAACAUUUGGCAUCAACCAUUUGGUAUGUAUUUUUUGCGUUGUGUGCAUAAAAAGCCCUUAUGGUACUAGGACUUUGAAUGAAUUGUUGUUUGAUAUUAGAUGCACUGUGAGAGAAAAACAGGGCUAAAGGUUUAUUGUACAGACCAGCGGCCUCAUGAGGCCGUGAUGCUCAUUACACACCAGAAAACCAAACUGUCAGGCGGACAUUAUUACUAGAUUCUUACCACUAGUGGGCAAUAACAUUACGUUUGUCCUGAUGGUGGUGCUACAGGAAAAGCAAUGUUUUUACAUUAGUCAGUAGGGUUCAAGUUUUACUACAACUAUCAAUUUUGGUCAUUGAGGCUCAGCUCUAUAUUUACCACAGUUGGUUUAUCUUUCAUCAGUCUAAGCUCUACUGUGUCAGCUCCGGCUGAACUGUGCAUGGCUAAUAACCACACUCAUGGACAUUUUUUGCUUCUCAUCAGCACAUCUAGAAAAACCACUUGCGUCAACUAACCACUAGUGAAUGAAAUAAAUGCUGGAUGUGAAUAAUGAAAUGGUGGUAGUCUGUAAAUGACAAUUCUGCCUUGGGUGAUGUAGUGCCUUACACGAUUAUAUAGCAAAUAAAAUCCCUUUGCCCUUUGAAGAGAUUUUCCACACGUUUCAUGUUGUUAUAUCAAGUCUAUGACUUGCCUUCUUUCAGCACCACUUUUGAUCCACUGUAAGAAAGCGAAGUGCACAAGAAUCCAAGUUGCAGUGUUUUUGUGUCUUUUGCACCAUAUGAUUGGGGCAUUUUGUUGUCUUCAAGGUUCAAAUGUCUACAGCCAAAUGUGUAUUAAUGUAGAAAUGUACUAUUUCAUCAUGAAAGCAUCAAAUGAUAUCCCAAAGGGAAGCUGAUCGAUGCCCUGAUUCCCAUUUAUAGGCAGACCCGGGUCAGACAGUGAUGAACAAAGUUUAUAAAUUCUUGAUAGGGAUUUUCAGUUGGGUGACCUCAGGCAGGAAUUAGUCACGGAUCUCACUUUGAAGAACUUCCUCUUAUUGUGGAACACGUCCCAUUGUUGUAUAAAAUUCUCUGGAGCUCCACCGUCAUCUAGUAUGUUUAAUUGAUUGGAUAACCAAACUGGUUUUGUUUUGCAGUGGCAGUGAAUAAAUCUCAGUCCGAACCAACCACAGAAUUGGACCUGAAGGAAUGUUUAUCCUUCCACAAUUUUCACUGUUGUAGGAUUAUUAUUUCACACAAAUGUAUAGGAUAUCUUUGUAACAAAAAGAAUUACCGAUAAGGUUUAGUUGUCACAACUCUGUGUUUUCUAGAUGCUGAUGACUAAAGACAUUCAAUUCAUGUGCCAAAAGGCUGCUGCAGUGAAGGUUACUGUGAACGGAACCGAUAGUUUGCCCUGAUAGCAGCAGUGUGCUGUUAAUACCACAUUGCACGGCAAAGACCAGACACGAGCUGACAGACUGACAUUUCAUACUCACCUCAGCUAACGGAUGUGUCUCUGCUGCGCACCUCCAGUUUCUGAUGAAAAAAGACGGCGAGGACACAAUCCCAGCCAAGCAUUUCCAGCAUAAAGGUCACUGACUGCUUCCUGUCAGAAAUGUCUGAACACUUUUUCCUGAAUUAGCCGGGGAUGAUCGUGACCUUACGCCAUGUGGAACAGUAGAAAAUGCCAGAACGCUGAGCUGUGUAGAGUUAUUUGUCGCGAGUGAAUCAUCUGCUUCCUGCUCACGUCCCUUCAUUCUCAUCCUCCUUAUCCUGAUUCAAAUCCUCAUUGGAUUUAGUUUUGAUUAAAUGCAUUGUCUCGUCUUAAAAUUGAUGGUAAUAAAGUAGAGACAGAGGUA
This is a messenger RNA of Scophthalmus maximus (turbot), 4884 nucleotides long. RefSeq names its product sphingosine-1-phosphate receptor 3a (gene s1pr3a). The record is from RefSeq and is a predicted model, not a curated record. The transcript has 2 exons. Gene Ontology annotation, cellular component: membrane. Gene Ontology annotation, molecular function: sphingosine-1-phosphate receptor activity. The coding region runs from base 401 to 1600 and encodes 399 amino acids. NCBI's taxonomy places the organism in Eukaryota, Metazoa, Chordata, Actinopteri, Pleuronectiformes, Scophthalmidae. Gene Ontology annotation, biological process: G protein-coupled receptor signaling pathway.